GCCAUUGCCGUGCGCGUCGACUGUGACGAUCACUUGGUUCGACUCCUCCCUCCUUUGACGGCUCUUCGCUCCGAGCAGUCGUCUUUCCAGCUGGCGCCGCGAUCCUUGUGCCCCGUUCUCCCACGAUGACGAUGACCCUGUCGGUGACGGCGAAAGCGACGUGAAGAAGAUCGCAGCCUCGAGCCCCUUGGCACCGAUCGACGAUCGACCACACUGCAUCAUGAACCUCUCCCUCGUCGACCCGUUUGUCCUCGCCCAGGACUGCCCCGAGGCUCUUACUGGAAGCCUUCGCAAUGGCCACUCAACCUGCAUUCGCUUCUCUCACCAAGGCGACUACCUGGCCUCUGGCCGAUUGGACGGCGGAAUCGCAAUCUUCGAUCUCGAGACCAACGGAAUAGCCCGCAAGCUGAAAGGCCACACCGCGCAAGUCCAAUCGCUCUCCUGGUCGUUCGACGACCGAUACCUGCUGUCUGCAUCUCAGGAUUGGAAGGUUAUCCUGUGGGACUUGGCGGACGGCAGUCGCAAGCACACGGUGCGCUUUGAGGCGCCCAUUUUCAUCGCUGAGCUGCAUCCCCUGCGCAGCGACGUCUUCGUCGUCGCACUCUUCGAGGAGCAGCCUAUGCUAGUUGACAUCUCUGGCACAAUAGCUGUAAAGAAAGUACUGCCUUCUGCACCGUUGCGCAGCAAAGAGGAGAGAGAAAACGCAACAGAGAAACAGGAGGCGCAGGACAAGAAGCAAACCACCACAGUCGCGUGCUUCAACCCAGCUGGCACCCAUAUCCUCGCCGGCACAAACAAGGGUUGGUUGAAUAUCAUCUCUACAGCGACAUGCCAGACAGUGUACUCCUUGCGCCUGACAAACAACAUCGUCAUUCUUAUCCGGCUCUCGCAGUCCGGCUUGGACAUGGUGGUCAACUCAUCCGACCGCAUCAUUCGCACCUUCAAGCUGCCGGAUUUUGCAGAUCCAAACUUUGACUUCCAGAAUCUCAAGCUGGAAGUCGAACACAAAUACCAGGAUCUGGUGAAUCGCCUCAGUUGGAACUACGUGUCUCUUUCCUCUGGUGGCGCAGACUAUGUAACUGCAAGCACCUACAUGAACCACGACAUCUAUGUGUGGGAGCGUACGGACGGCUCUCUUGUUAAAAUUCUCGAUGGUCCAAAAGAGGAGCUCUCGGCUGUGGAAUGGCACCCUCUCAAGCCGUUUGUCGCCGCUGUGGGUCUGGACACGGGCAGGGUAUAUCUGUGGAGUAUUGCGACCCCGCAGAAGUGGUCGGCCCUAGCCCCGGACUUCGUUGAAGUCGAGGAGAACGUGGAAUACAUUGAACGAGAAGACGAAUUCGACAUCCAGCCAAAUGACGAGCUUACCAAGCGGAGAUUGGAACAGGAAGAUGAGGAGGUGGAUGUGCUUACCGUAGAGCCUAUCAAGGGAGGCAUGGAGUGGGAGAACUCGGAUGGCAGGGGAAGAUUCAGAAUGCCUGUGCUCCUUGUGGGGGUCGAUAACAGUGACAGCGAGGAGGAGAUCGUGGCUAUAGGAGCGGGACAGUUCAGACGGAAGGGUGGAGGACAGGACUGGGCUGCUGAGACCGUCUCAGGAGCAAGCGAAGUGCCCGUUGCGAAUGGAGGCAGAGAAGGGAGCAAGAGACGCCGAGCAGAUUAAGAGUUCGAUUCACUACGUGCGUUGAUGCGUGGUGAAAGCGACUGUUCUAUCUGGCCGAUCAGAUAAGGAGAUUGUCAAGAAUGAAUCCUGACCAUCGCCGAACAGAACAGGUGACCAAAUUGGCUUCAUUCAGGCACGUAUUCGAUCAUUUGAAAUGUCUCAAAACUGCGAGAGCAUAUCUCCCAGAUGAUCCCCCAAGGGUCCUGAAUGUACAACGCCACUAUCCCUCUACCCAACCGGGCCGUCUCCCGAAUCUUCUCUCCCCCAGCCUCGACAAGCUUCGCAAACAAAGCCUCUGGAUCUGGAUGCGUGAGAGCGAUAUGGAAACAUCCACCUCGGACCCAAUGCUGCGUGCCGAACGGAUUGGGUUUUCCGGGUCCGGAAUAUGCUGGUGAAAUGAAUUGAAACAGCUCGAUGCCGAUGUUUCCGCUUGCGAGGUACGCGAUGCGCAUCUCGUUCAGCUCAGGACCAUAUACUGUUCAAAAAAAAAUAUAAAAAUCAUGAGCCUAGAACUGACUGACAGACGAAAAGUUUUGUACGGUCACCAUGGAGGAGAUGAGAAGGAACAGCUUACUGGCAAGUCCACCGCGGUCGACGACAUCAGCUUCGGGAGGGCCACGCUUCACUCUGUUAUGGGGGCGAAGUUGGACGAAACCUAGAUGUGUGGUGUACCAUGCUACGGCGGCAUCCAGGUCGGGGACCGAGAUUCCAAGAUGAUUGAUGUUGAGAUUGGCGACAGGUUGAACCAUGGUAUUCUAGUGCAAGAUGGCUCAGCUCUGGAUGCGCGACGCGAUGUAGACAACAAUGAAUUGAGGUUGGUUUGUAAACGUACAGAUGCCAUACUGGUACACCCUCAAAACAUAAAACGGCAUGAAAGGUUGAGGAGAACGGUCCGUUUUUCUAUAGAUGCACAAUACGGAGAUAGAACGACCAGAAGGCAGGUGGAAAAAUAAAUAAAAAAA
Molecule: messenger RNA, 2619 nt
Organism: Verruconis gallopava
Lineage: Eukaryota; Fungi; Ascomycota; Dothideomycetes; Venturiales; Sympoventuriaceae
Exons: 2
Coding region: 221-1657 (478 amino acids)
Cellular component (GO): Set1C/COMPASS complex
Molecular function (GO): protein binding
Source: RefSeq, a predicted model, not a curated record